CUCUUAUCGUGACUAUCAGACAUAAAAUACAAGUCCAUAUCAUCCAGUCUCAAUCUAUUCUUUUUCUAUUUAAUUCAGCCCAUUAAAAAAGAUCAAAUGCUUCAACUCUAUCGUAACACUUUGCCCGUCCGAGUGCUGCUUGGCCCCAAUAGGCUUAGCCCCCCACUGCCUGAGCUAUCCCCUCCUUGACCCCUCCAAAAAGCUUACAUAGCAAGCAAUCGCAAUCCAUUCGCAGGCUUCCAACCCGUUACACAAUCAUCACCAGUUUGUUUCUCUCUCUUUCUUUCUCCCCAUAAAGACCAGCCUCACCCUUUUCUUUUUCUUUAUUCCUCUACUCUGCCCUAUAUAACCGCCUGACCGAAUCACGCUGCUACAAACAACAAACACAACAUUCGCAGAAAUGACAGACUCGCUGGUUCACGUCACCUCCAAGGCGCAAUUCGACGACCUUCUUAGCAGUUCCCGCAUCGUCGUCGCCGACUUCUACGCCGACUGGUGCGCGCCCUGUAAACAAAUUGCGCCUCUCUACGCAUCCCUCGCCGAGCAAAUCUCCCGCCCAAACCUCCUCACCUUUGUCAAGAUCGACAACGACGCCAACCAGGAUCUCGCAAAAGAGUAUGGCAUCACUGCCCUGCCUACCUUCCUCUUGUUCCGAAGCGGCCAAGUCAUCCACAAAGUCCAGGGCGCAAACCCGACCGAGCUCAGAGCCGUGAUUGAGAAGCUGGCCUCCGAACUGGAGUCGCUGGCAGAGGGCUCGGGCUCAGGCUCAGGAACUGGCGGCAUCUGGAAGGGCGCCGAGAUCCCCAGAGGCUACAGCGACAUCACAGACCAGGUCGAGCUUAGAGGGUGUGAACUCUUGAAUGCCGACGACGAUGCUGGCCCUGUCAAGGUUCUCUUUGAGAGCUCUCAGCCGAGUGCCUUGAGAGAGGGUGCGUCGGCUGCCAAGGACUGGGUGCAGAGCGGAUCCGACGACCAGCUUCUCCUCUUUAUCCCCUUCCAGUCGACCAUCAAGCUCCAUACACUACAGAUCACCUCCUUCCCCCCCGAGGGCAACAGCGAUGUAUCACGACCCGGCGUCCUCCAUCUCUUCAUCAACCGCACAUCCAACAUGGACUUUGGGGAGGCAGAGGAUGCAGAGCCCACACAGGCCAUCACACUGGAGCCCCAGGACUGGAACGCCGACGGCACGGCAAACAUUAGCCUGCGAUUUGUCAAGUUCCAAAAGACAACGACCCUCACCAUUUUUGUCCAGAAAGGCGACGGCGAGGCGGAGACUGUGCGCAUCGACCGGAUCAAGCUCAUUGGAGAGGCUGGUGCGAAGAGGGACAUGGGCAAGUUGCAAAAAAUGGAUGAUGAAGAGUAAAUACGGCUGAGCAGCUGAAAAAGAAAGAAAAAACAAAGAAGCUGUCUCUGCGAUCGCGUCCCUCUUUUUUCCCCGUCUUUAGAAGAUAUAUCAAGAUAUCAAGUGCUUGACGAGCAUUGGAGUUUGGGAUGCAAUGAAUAAAACGAUUCACGAUGGCUGACGCAUGUGAUGGCCAAUUCAUUCAGAUGAAAGGCAUCCUGCUUGACGAGGAGAUGAUGUUCCAUCUUGACAAGUAAAUUCAAUUAGCAUCAAGGUCGGAAGGAUUCGCCAGAGUCUGCACCGAUCCAAUUAUACUGGACAUUGAUUCGAUGCGCAGACUCAACGCCUUCACUGACAUUGAUACAGUCAGCCACAACAAAUCCAGAAAAUUCAAAAGAGCAACAAUUAAAGAGAUAUGAACCUAUAGGACUCAUCGCAAACUCUGGUG
Trichoderma harzianum CBS 226.95 is the source of this 1790-nucleotide messenger RNA. RefSeq lists its product as hypothetical. The record is from RefSeq and is a predicted model, not a curated record. The transcript is spliced from 3 exons. Lineage: Eukaryota; Fungi; Ascomycota; Sordariomycetes; Hypocreales; Hypocreaceae. The coding region runs from base 401 to 1363 and encodes 320 amino acids.